Metarhizium acridum CQMa 102 is the source of this 810-nucleotide messenger RNA. RefSeq lists its product as uncharacterized. The record is from RefSeq and is a predicted model, not a curated record. Gene Ontology annotation, molecular function: protein binding. Lineage: Eukaryota; Fungi; Ascomycota; Sordariomycetes; Hypocreales; Clavicipitaceae.
AUGCAUGUGUGCAUCCGGUGGAAGGCAUUGGUUGCCGAGUCAAAUUCAAUCAAAGCGGAGGCAAACGCCCUGUACUCGUCGAGGGAUUAUGAGAAUGCACUGGCCAAGUACGAGGACGCCAUAUUGUCAUGCCCCAACUACCUGCAUUAUGAACGUGCCGUUAUUCAAAGCAACAUGGCGGCCUGCCACUUACAGGUAGAGCAGUGGACAGAAGCUAUCAAGAUUGCUUCCAAAGCAUUGGACGGACUGGUGGAGCUGGAGAAGACAGACGCGGGUCUGUGCAACUCGAUGAGCCCUUCGAAAGAGUCAGAUGCAAGCGACAAGGAAUCGAGCAAACCCUCAUUCACAGACCCAGAUGGCGUUGACGAGGAAAUCAUUAGUUCCGGCGCAUCCCGUGCUGCUCCUGCACCAUCACCGCCCAAGAAUUCAUCGGUUGAAACGAGGAAAGCCGACAUUCAGAGAAUCCGCACCAAAGCUUUGCUGCGGCGUGCGCGGGCUCGUUCAGAAGCUGGGGGUUGGCAAAAUCUUGCAGGUGCGGAGGAGGACUACAAGACACUAUCGACUAUGCCUGGCUUGGGAGCUGCGGAUUUGCGCACAGUCCGAAGUCAACUCAGGACACUACCCCCUCGAACAAAGGCCGCGCAGGAAAAGGAAAUGUCAGAAAUGUGGGGGAAAUUAAAGACCCUUGGGGACGGCAUAUUGAAGCCUUUCGGCCUAAGUACCGACAAUUUUCAGAUGGUCAAGGACGAUAAGACUGGGGGGUACAGCAUGAAUUUCACAUCAGGAGGGGAGCCGUCAAAGCCGUCCUAG